UAGUCGGAUGGAGUGAAGCAGACAUUGGUUCCCCCCGCGGUGUGAGUUGGUUGCUCCCAGCUGGUCCCCGCUCCUGCGCGCUGCUAACAUGGCGCCGGGUCCGAUACAGCGAGUCCCGAGAGUGCAGGCCUGAGACUGCUACAUGGGGCACGAGAACGGGCUGACCGCAGGAGCAGGAACUGACCGACCGUUACUGCGAUUACCGGCUUAACAGGUAACGAUUUCUUAUAAUUGCAAGAAUGACGUCUAUCAUUAAGCUAACCACGCUUUCUGGAGCGCAGGAGGAAUCUGCUCUUUGCUACCUGCUUCAAGUUGACGAAUUCCGCUUUCUCUUGGAUUGCGGCUGGGAUGAGAAUUUUUCCAUGGACAUUAUAGACUCCAUCAAGAAAUAUGUUCAUCAGGUGGAUGCUGUUCUCUUGUCUCACCCGGAUCCCUUGCACCUUGGGGCUCUUCCAUAUGCCGUUGGGAGGAUGGGUUUAAAUUGCGCCAUAUAUGCCACAAUUCCAGUGUACAAGAUGGGGCAAAUGUUUAUGUAUGAUAUGUACCAGUCUCGGCAUAAUACUGAAGAUUUCAAUCUGUUUACUCUUGAUGAUGUGGACUGUGCAUUUGAUAAAAUACAGCAACUGAAAUUCUCCCAAAUUGUGCAUCUAAAAGGGAAAGGACAUGGUUUGUCCAUAACACCUUUGCCAGCCGGGCACAUGAUCGGAGGGACCAUAUGGAAAAUUGUGAAAGAUGGAGAAGAAGAAAUUGUUUAUGCUGUAGAUUUCAAUCACAAGAGAGAAAUACAUUUGAACGGCUGCUCCCUCGAGAUGAUCAAUAGACCUUCCCUCCUUAUCACAGACUGUUUUAAUGCCACCUAUGUACAGCCUAGGAGAAAACAGAGAGAUGAGCAGUUGUUAACAAAUGUCCUGGAAACCCUACGAGGUGACGGGAAUGUCCUCAUUGCGGUGGAUACGGCCGGGCGGGUUCUGGAACUUGCACAGCUUCUAGACCAGAUUUGGAGAACCAAGGAUGCUGGCCUUGGGGUUUACUCUUUGGCGCUCCUAAAUAAUGUCAGCUACAAUGUAGUUGAGUUUUCCAAGUCUCAGGUUGAAUGGAUGAGUGACAAAUUGAUGAGAUGCUUUGAAGAUAAAAGGAACAAUCCGUUCCAGUUCCGUCACCUUACUUUAUGUCAUGGUUUUGCUGACCUUGCACGUGUUCCCAGCCCUAAAGUGGUCCUUGCAAGCCAACCUGAUCUGGAGUGCGGUUUUUCCAGGGAGCUCUUUAUUCAGUGGUGCCAGGACCCCAAAAACUCUGUCAUCCUCACCUACAGAACAACUCCAGGAACACUUACCCGCUUUCUUAUUGAUAACCCUUCAGAAAAGAUCAUAGAUAUGGAGCUUAGAAAACGCGUGAAGCUUGAAGGAAAGGAAUUGGAGGAGUAUUUGGAAAAAGAGAAACUGAAGAAGGAAGCUGCCAAAAAACUGGAGCAAUCUAAAGAAGCAGACAUUGAUUCCAGUGACGACAGUGAUACAGAGGAGGACAUUGACCAACCAACCUUACACAAGGCCAAACAUGACCUGAUGAUGAAGAGUGAAGGGAGCAGGAAGGGAAGCUUCUUCAAACAGGCAAAGAAAUCCUAUCCCAUGUUUCCUGCACCAGAAGAGAGAAUUAAAUGGGAUGAAUAUGGUGAAAUCAUAAAGCCAGAAGACUUCUUGGUUCCAGAGCUUCAAGCCACAGAAGAGGAAAAAAGCAAACUGGAAUCUGGCCUAGCCAAUGGUGAAGAACCAAUGGACCAAGACUUAUCUGAUGUUCCUACCAAAUGUGUCUCCACAACAGAACCGAUGGAAAUCAAAGCACGAGUAACGUACAUCGACUACGAGGGUCGCUCUGAUGGCGACUCAAUCAAAAAGAUUAUUAACCAGAUGAAGCCCCGCCAGCUGGUUAUUGUACACGGACCGCCGGAUGCCAGCCAAGACCUGGCUGAGGCAUGCAGAGCAUUUGGAGGCAAAGACAUUAAAGUGUACACCCCAAAACUGCAUGAAACAGUGGAUGCCACAAGUGAGACUCACAUAUACCAGGUUCGACUGAAGGACUCUUUAGUCAGCUCUCUUAAGUUCUGCAAAGCCAAGGACACUGAAUUAGCGUGGAUUGAUGGAGUUCUGGACAUGCGGGUGUCUAAGGUGGACACAGGUGUCAUCCUGGAGGAGGGAGAGUUGAAGGAUGACGGAGAGGACUCAGAAAUGCAAGUGGACACUCCUGGAACAGAUGCCAAUAUCAUUGCUCAGCAGAAAGUGAUAAAGAGCCUCUUUGGCGAUGAUGACAAAGACUUCACCGAGGAAAGUGAGAUCAUCCCGACUCUUGAGCCAUUACCAAGUAAUGAGGUUCCAGGACAUCAGUCUGUCUUUAUGAAUGAACCACGGCUUUCUGAUUUUAAGCAAGUUCUCCUGCGAGAGGGGAUACAGGCUGAGUUUGUUGGUGGCGUGCUUAUCUGCAACAAUAUGGUGGCUGUUCGGAGGACUGAAAAUGGACGGAUUGGCUUAGAGGGAUGUCUUUGUGAAGACUUUUUUAGGAUAAGAGAACUUUUAUACGAGCAAUAUGCCAUUGUGUAAAGAUGGUGUCAGGAAGGAGGCCUGCAUUUGAGACCUUCCACGUUGGGGAACUUCACUUUUUUUAUAUUUAUUUUUAUAGUUGUAAAUGCAAGUGAAGGCAUCUUCUUGUGUCAGACGAUUGAAUGAUUGUCAAGUUUUGUAUCUCCUGUUAUGGAAACAAAACAAUUGGAUGUUCUGAAGCAAAAAAAAUCAUCAUUUUUUUUUUUUUUUUUUUGAGCAUAGUUUAUAAUGUUCUCCUUUGUAGGGCUGGUUUGUAUAAAUAUUGUUUUCUACUU
This is a messenger RNA of Pelobates fuscus (common spadefoot toad), 2866 nucleotides long. It is a transcript of the gene CPSF2, whose product is annotated as cleavage and polyadenylation specific factor 2. The transcript is spliced from 15 exons. The coding region runs from base 240 to 2591 and encodes 783 amino acids. The record is from RefSeq and is a predicted model, not a curated record. Gene Ontology annotation, biological process: mRNA 3'-end processing by stem-loop binding and cleavage. Gene Ontology annotation, cellular component: mRNA cleavage and polyadenylation specificity factor complex. Lineage: Eukaryota; Metazoa; Chordata; Amphibia; Anura; Pelobatidae. Gene Ontology annotation, molecular function: RNA binding.